Messenger RNA from Macadamia integrifolia, 872 nucleotides. Its product is annotated as heavy metal-associated isoprenylated plant protein 39-like. Lineage: Eukaryota; Viridiplantae; Streptophyta; Magnoliopsida; Proteales; Proteaceae. Gene Ontology annotation, molecular function: metal ion binding. The transcript is spliced from 2 exons. The record is from RefSeq and is a predicted model, not a curated record. The coding region runs from base 158 to 526 and encodes 122 amino acids.
UUCGUCUCUUUAUUGUUAAGAGAAGAAGCAUCGCUAAUCAAGUACCCACUUCUCUUUCUUCGUCUCUGUUCUUGUCUCCGGCCUUUCUUUUGGUGUUUCAUCGUCUCUGUUUCCAAUUCUGAUCUCUACUUGCUUGCUUAUUUGAAAUUCAACAGAAAUGAAGAAAGUUGUGGUGAAGCUAGACUUACAUGAUGACAAAGCCAAGCAAAAGGCCAUGAAAGCAGUCUCUACCCUUUCAGGAAUUGAUUCCAUCUCCGUGGAUAUGGAGAAUCAGACAGUGACAGUGAUUGGAGAUGUGGAUCCUGUAGACGUCGUGGGCAAAUUACGAAAGCUUUCGCACACGGAUAUGGUCUCUGUUGGACCAUCGAAAGAGCCUGAGAAGAAGGAAGAACCCAAGAAACCAGAAGAGAAGGUCAUCGAAUUGGCUAAGGCAUAUGAGGCUUAUUAUAACCCCUAUAGGACACACUACUAUGCCCAGCCUAUUUAUAGUGCAGAAGAGAACCCCAACGCUUGUGUUAUCUGUUAAUUUGGGAGUGUUUAACGAGAAAAAAGCUGAUCGAAACUUCAUCCAUUAUUGCUUAAGAAAGCUAUGCUCAAGGACCUUGAAGCUCCUCUGUAGCUCCUCUGUACAAUUUUGUUCCUGGGAAUGGUGGGUUUGGGUUUUUUUUUUUUUUUUGGGUAUUUAGAGUGUUCUUUACUGUUCUCUCCUUUUAAGGGUUCGUGAUUCAUGAGAUAAUAAAUAGAGUUUGAAGUAUACUUAGUAUUGUCGAAGGACCUUGAAGCUCCUAUGUACAGUUUUGUUCCUGGGGAUGGUGGGUUGGUAGAUUGCUCUUCACUGUUUUAUUGGAAUAAAGAUUGCUCUUUCACUGUUA